AGAGCCAGCUGCUGGUCACAUUCCUGGCCAGUAGCCACAGGAAGGGAAUGCGGUGGCACCGGCUCCUCACCCUGGCCGCACCCAGCCCCACAAGAACUGGGCGGGCUGGGGCGGCAGGGCGGGCACCACUAGGGGAAAUGCUCCCUGCAGGGGGCAGAUUCCAGAACCUGGGAGCUGCUGGGGCCAGCAGCACCAGGAGGAGCAACCCCAGUACACCUGCUGCAGUAACAUCCCGGCUGCACCCAAGCCUGGAUCAGAGACGUCAACAGGGGCCAGGCCGGACUGUGUCUGCUGGCUGGCACCACCUUGGCCUGAGGGACCUCACUCGCUGUACCUCUGCCCUUACUGGCCAGGGGAAUCAAACCUUGGCAUGGCAGCACCAGGGGAAGUAGGGCAGGGGAGGCCCCGGGGCGCUGAGCUGGCAGAGGGGGGCCCCUGGGGUGCUGAGGAGGAGGAGGAUGAAGACGAGGCCUCCAUGGACUGCGUGAUCUGCUUCUCGCCCUACGACCGGUUGUUCAAGGUGCCCAAGGUGCUGGGCUGCGGGCACACCUUCUGCCUCGAGUGCCUGGCGCGUAUCAACGUCUCCUCGGAGCAGGUCAACGCCAUCAGCUGCCCCGUGUGCCGGGAGCUGACCUGCCUCCCCACCCGCAAGGGCCUGCCUGGCCUGCCCACCUGCCGGGACCUGCUGGACCGGCUGCCCCUGGCGCCCGCCGCCCCCUGCAGCUCCGUGCGCUUCAGCCGGCGCCGCGGGCUGCUGUAUGUGCCGGGCUGGGGGAACCGGAAGGGCCGGGGGCUGGCGCUACCCAAGCCGGGCCCUGCCCUCAGCACGGUCAGCCUGAGUGUGGACGUGGGGCGGCCGGCACCGCGGGGCGUGGGCGUGGGCCUGGGGCUGCGGGGGAUGGGCUGCUCCAGCUGGCCCUUUGCUGUGGCUGUGGCUGUGGCUGUAACUGUCACUGUGGGGCUGGUGAUUUCCGCUGUCUACAUCUUCUUCCUGCUGCCGACGACCCACGGGCUGGGGCCAGGUGUGGGGCUGGGCAACACUACCUGGCAGGUGCCUUGGCCCAAUGGCACCGCUGUGCCGCCACCUCUGCCCAGUGACAGAGGGCUGCCUGCACAGAUCCCCAGGGACAGGGCUGCGGGGCUGGCUGGAGAGAUGGAGCCUCCAUUGCAUGGUAUCAGAAGGAAGAGAUGGAGGGGCCUGGGCCCCCCAACACUGAACCCACCCAGGAACUGA
Caretta caretta (loggerhead turtle) is the source of this 1234-nucleotide messenger RNA. The record is from RefSeq and is a predicted model, not a curated record. NCBI's taxonomy places the organism in Eukaryota, Metazoa, Chordata, Testudines, Cheloniidae.